Rasamsonia emersonii CBS 393.64 is the source of this 531-nucleotide messenger RNA. RefSeq lists its product as uncharacterized. The record is from RefSeq and is a predicted model, not a curated record. Lineage: Eukaryota; Fungi; Ascomycota; Eurotiomycetes; Eurotiales; Trichocomaceae. The coding region runs from base 1 to 531 and encodes 176 amino acids. The transcript has 3 exons.
AUGAUCUUCUCUCUACGACUUGAUUUGCGUGGUGUGAGAAUUCCAUUUCGAUAUUCCGCCACCAGCUGCGAGUUGACCUUCGAUAUCGGCAAUAAUGACAAUAACAACAAUCCUACUGGACGGCAAGACCGUCCAAAAUCAGUCGUCACUACUGCACCAGUCGUUCCUUCCCCAUUAGGUAGGCGAGCUGAGCCCCCAUCAUCGCGACUUCCGUCCGCCGCCAACCAACACCACUGCUCCGUCCGAUUCGAUACGAGAACAUCACCCCGCAAUAGACAUACAUCAUCGAUCGGGGUGUUGAGCACAGACUGGGGUGUCUAUUCUAAGAAGACAGAGGAUCGUCCAGUUCGUAGGUAUCUAUCUGAGCAAAACCCGAGAUCGACACUCGUUAUCUGCACUAAGGUCAAGGUCAAGGUCAAGGUCAAGGACGAUCCCUGCGCACAGAUAAAUAUUCCCCGGAAAACAUCUGAAGAGCUAAUUGCUCCAUACAAGGUCCGUAGGAUCGCGGAGGGCGAUCAAGUGAUUGAUUAA